AUGGCAGAGAUCUUUGCUGAGGCCCUUCAUAGACGUCGCGCCGCCCCGCCAAGCGUACCCACAGCAGCGUCAACCGCGAAACUCGCUGCGACAAGAAAUCAACUCAUAGAUUAUACCAAGUUUGAAGAGGCAAGUCGUCUCGAGGAGAAGGACCGGCUCCAAGCUCAAGCAAAGAUACUAAAGAGGGAAGUGGACGGGCCUUGCAAAUGGAUCAAGAUGCUUGAAGAAUUACGACUCUACAAGUUGCUGUCGUUGAAAAUUCGGAAGAAGCGUGAGGCUGACCAGCAGGAGCUGGAUGGGAUGCAACGCGAUAUUAAGGAUUUGGAGACAAAGAUUGAGGGUCUCAGGCAAAGUAAAGAGCGUUUUACUCAAAUCGGGCAAUAG
Molecule: messenger RNA, 384 nt
Organism: Bacidia gigantensis
Lineage: Eukaryota; Fungi; Ascomycota; Lecanoromycetes; Lecanorales; Ramalinaceae
Exons: 2
Coding region: 1-384 (127 amino acids)
Source: RefSeq, a predicted model, not a curated record